UCGCUAAAAAUGUAUUCAAGGCACGAAGAGACGUAUUCCGACUGGAACGUAUGGUCUCAACGAGGGAAGUAUACUCGGACGAUCUCUACCAAAUGUAACCGUCUUUGCCGAUUCGUGCCAAGGGCGAUAAAAAUCGACCGGUAGCCGAGUAGGCGCGAUCACUCUUUGUAUGGAUUGAGUCAUAACAUAAGCCUCUGUAUAUACAUAUAUAUAUAUAUAUACAUGCUUUUAUAUACUUGCAUAUAUGUAUAGGUAAAUACAUUGCACCUGUGAUUCUCAGGCAAAAGAAUGCGAUCGCCAAAUAUCUCAUGCGCAUGACGUUGACUAUAUACGAAUAGCUAUUUAAUUAAGAAAAAAGAAAAAUAUGGUUACGAUUGUUACUCUUAAAAGUGAACGUUUUCACUGGGAAUGAUAUUAAUGUCUACUUAAAAAAAAAAAAAAAAAAAAAAAAAAGACGAACUUUAGAAAGGAUCAGGGCAAAUUGAACUUGAGUCAUGUCAUAUAAACUCCAAUUAUUUGCUUGAUUCUGAAAAGUAAACUUUCUCGUCAAGGUUGUAAAAUUAUGAACGAUUAAAAAAAUAGCAAGGAAACGAUAUGGAUUAUUGCGGAAGAAAACUUGCUUAUCCGUGAGACAUACCAUUCGAUAGGUUUUCUGUUCUACCACAUAUAUAAAUAUUUAUCUAAUGUCAUAAAACAAGACGAGUUAUCCUUAUUAAAGAUUAUGAAAACUAUGCGGUUAACUACAUCACCAUUAAAUUUCUUACUGUUUCAAGAAGAUGACUCAUGCGGAUCCAGAAGUUAAAAGAGUAUCUCAUGAUGAGGGUCGCUCCAAAUGUUGUUAAGAGAAUCCUUUUUCGUCGAAAGGAUCAGAAAGAAAGAAAAAAAAAGAGAAAAAAAAGAAGAUGAAACGUUGAAGCAUGAGACUAGUGAGGAUCGUCGUGAAGCAUCGACCUUGAAACGUACUCGAGGCACAGAGAGACUCGGGAGAGGUUUCGCCUUGGGUAAUCGGUGCCGCGGACUUAAAAACUAGGCCUGCGCAUAUGGUGACGUCACGAACGAUGCCGCCUCGGUAAAACGUGCCGACUGGAGAAAGGAAUCGCUUGCGAGUAAGAAACUUUGGUGGGGGUCUGCUUUGGUUAGAGAGGCUUUACGUAUAGAACGAACGGGUAGGCUCAUUCGUUCUUGUUGAAAGGAAAGAGAGAAGAAGAAUAUGAGAAGAGAGAAGGAGAAAGACAGUACACCAGUCUGGUGGUGGCUGGUAAGAACGAAGCAAGUAGACCGGCGACUUUCACCGUGCAGCUAAGAUCGGCUGGUGUCGGUUCGUGGGUUGUUUCUUAACAAACUUGGGCCACGCUCUUGGGCCAAACCACGUUACAAAAAUCCAAGAGAAAAAAAUUAAAAAAAAAAAAAAAAGAAUAGAGAGAAAGAGAAAGAGAGAAAGUGGAAAAAGACUGAUUGCUACGGACAAGGAUUUUCAAGAACCAGCAAGACUUUUUUCAACUUGAUCGGCACGCACGUGAUGUUCUGCACUUAUUGUGCACCCGCAUUGUUAGCUUUCCCAACUUUUUGCUUCACGUUUCUAUCUUAAAGCAACUUGUGAGGUGACUCAAUUCAAUAUUUCGAAACGAUUUUCUUGAUUUUACGUACAAAUGUGUCCUCUUACCUGAUAAUCCAGUUUGUGGAUUCAAAAGAAGUGAAACAAAGAAAAUGGAUCGUUCCGAUUAUCAUUGAGAAAACGUGAAAUUCUCUUCUUUUCUUUUUUUUUUGUUUGUUUUUUUGGGGUCACACAAAGAUCCAACAUAUCCUGGGUUUAUCUUUCGUACGAACGAGAUAUGGCAUUAAUUUAGAUCUACUUGAAGAAAGCAAAGAAAAACAACGAUGACAGGGAAACGUCUUUUUUUGGCCCGUUUCUUCAAACGGUUGCGUUUGUUUCUCUGGGCACUCUGGAUCGUGUUACUCGUUGAAACCGGAGCAUUUCACAAUGGUGCGGAAAAACAAAGAUACGAUGGAUGGUACAACAACUUGGCUCAUCCUAAUUGGGGAUCGAUCGGUAGUAGGCUGAUACGAAAAGUACCUGCAGCUUAUUCCGAUGGUGUCUAUGCAUUGGCUGGUCAAGAUAGACCCUCGCCAAGAAAACUAAGCGAUCUCUUUAUGCAAGGAGAUGAAGGUUUACCCUCCGUUAAAAAUCUGACUGCUUUGUUUGCUUUUUUCGGACAACUAGUCACGUCGGAAAUAAUCAUGGCCAGCGAAAGUGGUUGUCCUAUAGAGUUCCAUCGUAUCGAUGUGGAUAAAUGCGAUCCGGUUUUCGACAAGGAGUGCCAAGGUAACAAGUACAUUCCUUUUCUACGUGCCGAUUACGACCGCCAAACUGGACGUAGCCCGAACAGCCCUCGCGAACAGAUAAAUAAAGUAACAAGCUGGAUCGAUGGUAGCUUCAUAUACUCCAGUAGCGAAGCAUGGGCGAACACGAUGCGAGCAUUCAAGAACGGAAGUCUCCUCAUGGAACCAAGCAGAAAAUUUCCCGUGAGAAACACCAUGCGCGCUCCACUCUUCAAUCAUGCCGUUCCGCACGUUAUGAGAAUGCUCAGUCCAGAACGGCUUUAUCUACUCGGAGAUCCAAGAACCAAUCAACAUCCACCGUUACUCUCAUUAGGGAUCCUAUUCUAUCGUUGGCAUAACGUUAUAGCAAAUCGUGUACAACGAGAAUAUCCAGAUAUGUCCGACGAAGAAAUCUUUCAGAAAGCACGACGUAUAGUUAUAGGAACUCUACAGAACAUUAUUUUAUAUGAGUAUCUUCCCACGCUCUUGGACGAAGAAUUACCAGCGUAUACCGGCUAUAAAACUGAUCUCCAUCCGGGAAUAAGUCAUAUUUUUCAAAGUGCUGCUUUUCGUUUUGGACAUACUCUUAUACCACCUGGUAUAUACAGACGUGACGAAAGAUGUGAGUUUCGAAAGACUAACGCGGGUCAAGCCGCGAUCAGACUUUGCUCUACUUGGUGGGAUUCGAACGAAAUUUUAGCGAAUAGUACGAUAGAAGAAUUAAUCAUGGGAAUGAGUUCUCAAAUAGCCGAAAAGGAGGACAAUCUUCUCGGUACAGAUAUACGAAAUAAUCUUUUCGGACCAAUGGAAUUUUCACGAAGAGAUCUCGGUGCUCUUAAUAUCAUGCGUGGUCGCGAUAAUGGAUUACCGGAUUACAAUACUGCCCGAAAACAUUUCAAGUUAACGCCAAGAAAAACAUGGAACGAGAUUAAUCCUGACUUAUUCAACAAAAAUCCAUCUCUACUGCGUACUCUCGUUGAAAUCCAUUCGAACAAUUUAAAUAACGUAGAUGUUUACGUCGGCGGUAUGUUGGAAUCCAGUGAUGGACCCGGGGAACUUUUUACUGCGGUUAUUAAAGAACAAUUUUUACGCUUGAGAGACUCCGAUCGCUUUUGGUUUGAAAAUGAAGAGUCUGGAAUUUUUACAAAAACCGAAAUUGAAGAUAUACGCCGUGUGACGUUAUGGGAUGUGAUCACAAACGCAACCAAUAUUCCACCGGACACGAUUCAGAAACGAGUAUUCCUUUGGGAGGAAAACGAUCCGUGUCCUCAACCUUUCCAAUUGAACUCAUCCGUACUCGAGCCCUGUUUACCGUUGCAACGAUACGACUAUUUCGAAGGUAGCGAAUUUGUCUACAUCUAUGCCUGCGUUUUCCUCGGAUUUUUCCCAAUUUUGUGCGCUGGAGCCGCUUAUGGCUUAGUAAAACUACAGAACCGACGAAGACGUCGUUUACGUAUACUUCAAGAAGAAAUUCAAAGGAGAAGCGACAACCGAAUUUGCGUCGACAAGAUGGUCGUUCGUGAAUGGCUGCACGCAAAUCAUCGUCGCUUGGUAAAAGUUCGUUUCGGUCCUGAAGCAGCUUUGCAUAUCGUCGAUCGAAAGGGCGAAAAACUUCGUACGUUCGAUUUUAGUAGCGUCAAUACAAUAACCAUAGAAGAGUCUCAGGAGAGCGAAAGCGGGCAUAGAAAGGCAUUGGUAUUGUUACGUAUACCACGUGAUUACGACCUUGUCCUUGAACUCGAUUCCUUGGCCUCGCGCAGAAAGUUCAUUGCGAAAUUGGAAGCGUUCCUGUCGUCCCACAAGAAACAUUGCACGCUUUUCCAAGUUAACCGUGAUGUUAUGCUCGCAAAAGCGGAAACUAAAGAACGUCGACAAAAGAAGCUCGAACAGUUUUUCCGAGAAGCUUACGCGCUGACGUUUGGUCUACGACCUGGGGAAAGGCGACGACGAUCCGAGGAUAGCGAUACAGGCGAGGUUAUUACAGCGAUGCGCACAUCUCUGUCAAAAAGCGAAUUUGCUAGUGCCCUUGGUAUGCGUCCUGAUGCAGUUUUCGUGAAGAAAAUGUUCAAUAUCGUCGACAAAGACGGCGACGGUCGUAUAUCCUUUCAAGAAUUUCUCGAUACCGUGUUACUCUUUUCCCGUGGCAAAACCGAGGACAAAUUGCGUAUUAUUUUUGACAUGUGCGAUAAGGACAGCAAUGGCGUUAUCGAUAAAGAGGAAUUAUCCGAGAUGUUAAGAUCGCUCGUUGAAAUUGCACGUACUACCAGUCUUUCCGAUGAUCAUGUCACCGAGCUCAUCGACGGAAUGUUUCAAGACGCUGGUCUUGAAAGGAAGAAUUAUCUUACUUACAAUGAUUUCAAGUUAAUGAUGAAGGAAUAUAAAGGUGAUUUUGUUGCAAUUGGAUUGGAUUGUAAAGGGGCGAAACAAAAUUUUUUAGAUAUGUCGACAAAUGUCGCUCGAAUGACAAGCUUUCAGAUCGAUCAGUUGCCACCGGAGGAUUCGAAAAAUUGGGCCCGCAAACAAUGGGACGCGAUAUCGACUUUUCUCGAGGAAAAUAGACAAAAUAUAUUUUAUCUUUUCGUGUUUUACGUUAUCACUAUAGCUCUCUUCGUUGAAAGGUUUAUACAUUAUUCUUUCAUGGCCGAGCAUACGGAUUUGAGACACAUUAUGGGUGUUGGUAUUGCGAUUACGCGAGGAUCGGCAGCAGCUUUAUCAUUUUGUUACAGUCUAUUACUUCUCACGAUGUCUCGUAAUCUAUUGACCAAAUUGAAAGAAUUUUCGAUCCAACAGUAUAUACCAUUGGAUUCGCACAUACAAUUUCACAAAAUAGCCGCAUGCACAGCCCUCUUUUUUUCCAUUUUACAUACGGUCGGGCACAUCGUGAAUUUUUAUCACGUAUCGACGCAACCGAUAGCACAUCUCCGCUGCCUCACAAACGAGAUCAGUUUUCCAAGCGAUGCGAAGCCAACUAUUACAUUUUGGCUUUUUCAAACGGUGACAGGCUUAACCGGUAUUCUACUUUUCCUCGUAAUGACGAUCAUUUUUGUUUUUGCACAUCCUACAAUACGGCAAAAAGCAUAUAAAUUUUUUUCAUUAACUCACAGCUUGUACGUAUUAUUUUAUGCAUUAUCCUUGAUCCAUGGUUUAGCCAGAUUAACUGGCUCUCCAAGAUUUUGGAUUUUCUUCGUUGGCCCGGCGAUCAUCUAUGCUUUGGACAAGGUCGUAAGCUUGAGAACGAAAUAUAUGGCUCUUGAUAUAAUUGAGACAGAAUUGCUACCAUCCGAUGUAAUAAAGAUCAAAUUUUACAGACCUCCAAAUCUUAAGUAUCUCUCAGGUCAAUGGGUACGUCUCUCGUGUACAGUCUUUAGAUCGAACGAGUUUCACUCAUUCACCCUCACUUCGGCGCCCCACGAGAACUUCCUUUCGUGUCAUAUUAAAGCCCAAGGUCCAUGGACCUGGAAAUUACGGAACUACUUUGAUCCUUGUAACUAUAAUCCGGAAGACGAGCACCCUAAAAUACGAAUCGAGGGACCAUUUGGAGGUGGAAAUCAAGACUGGUAUAAAUUUGAAGUGGCAGUUAUGGUCGGUGGAGGGAUUGGAGUUACUCCGUAUGCUUCUAUGCUGAAUGAUCUUGUCUUUGGUACUUCCACCAAUAGAUAUUCCGGAGUUGCCUGUAAAAAGGUAUACUUUCUUUGGAUAUGUCCAUCUCACAAACACUUUGAGUGGUUCAUCGAUGUUCUCAGAGACGUCGAAAGGAAAGACGUAACCGAUGUUCUUGAAAUACAUAUAUUUAUAACUCAGUUUUUUCACAAAUUCGACUUACGUACUACUAUGCUAUAUAUUUGUGAGAAUCAUUUUCAAAGAUUAUCUAAGAAGAGUAUAUUCACUGGACUGAAAGCUAUUAAUCAUUUUGGUCGACCAGAUAUGACCUCGUUUCUAAAGUUUGUUCAAAAGAAACAUAGUUACGUCAGUAAAAUAGGAGUAUUUAGUUGUGGACCACGGCCUUUAACUAAAAGCGUAAUGUCUGCUUGCGACGAGGUGAACAAGGGUCGUAGACUACCAUAUUUUAUCCACCAUUUUGAGAACUUUGGCUAGUUAUUGCGAGAAAAGAAUCGGAAAUUCGCUAGGAAUUUCUAGCGAUUCCUUUGUAACUUCCUAAAAAGAGUGUACAUAUUUAUUGUGCUAGUGCGCGUGCCUUAUUUAUAAUUAAUAUUAUAUUUCUUAUUUAUGAAGAGAGAUUACUCACGUCAUUUAACCAUAUCCUAAUUUUCCAAUAAUAGGAUUCAAUGAAUGAAUAUUUUCCCCUUUUAAUGGAUUACUAGUCGGCGAUGAUAAUUAAAAAAAAAAAAAAAAAAAAAAAAAAAAA
Molecule: messenger RNA, 6685 nt
Organism: Vespa velutina
Lineage: Eukaryota; Metazoa; Arthropoda; Insecta; Hymenoptera; Vespidae
Gene: Duox
Product: dual oxidase
Exons: 21
Coding region: 1879-6414 (1511 amino acids)
Biological process (GO): superoxide anion generation; defense response; response to oxidative stress
Cellular component (GO): NADPH oxidase complex; plasma membrane
Molecular function (GO): peroxidase activity; heme binding; calcium ion binding
Source: RefSeq, a predicted model, not a curated record